GCCCCGUCGGCAGCUCACCGUGCUCAGCUUUGCCGCGACCCCGCCGGAUCGCUCCCCCGAGGAUGCUGCACGCCGUCGCCGGAGGAUGGGCUGUGCUGCUGAGCGCCCUGCUGUGGCGCCUGGCCGCUGCCGGCAAUCCAGACCUACCAACAGCAGUUAAUAUAACUUGGUCUUCAAUCAAUUUUAAAACUAUACUACAGUGGCAACCAAAACCAUCAGGUUACUUCUAUACAGUAGAAAUAAAUGGAAUGACAUCCGACACCAAAAGAAAAUGCAUACUGACAGCAGAAACCGAGUGUGAUGUUACUGAUGUGCUCAGGAAUGUAAAAGAGACCUAUACAGCACACAUAUUGUCUGUAACAUCCUCAGAGAUGGAUAACUUUGAAGAACCACCUUUUGCAGUCUCUGAACAAUUUACACCUUACAAUCAGACUGUUCUUGGAAAACCGGAGAUAAAGAAUUACACACAAAAAGGUUCCAAACUGAAUGUUGUGUUCCAAGAUCCGCUUACACCAUAUACAUUUCCUAAUGGAAGCUUUCAAAGUAUUCGAGAUAUUUUCCAACAUGACCUGGAAUACAAACUCUAUUACUGGAAAGAUCAAAGUUCUGGAAAGAAAGAUACCAGAACAAAAAGCCAUGCAUUUGAAGUAAACGUUGACAGCACAAAGAACUAUUGCUUCUAUGUACAGGGAAUCAUUCCCUCCCGCAGAGACAACCGUAAUGGUCAAGAAAGCGUGGUGCUUUGUACCAGUGUAGGAAGAAACAUCUUAGAUGAAUAUGGAGCAGAAGUCUUUAUCAUCAUAGCAGUGAUAGCAAUUGCAGUAUUCACUCUUGCUAUUGUUCUAUCGGUGAUCCUGUGUAAACGCAAGAAAGCAAAAGCUGCAAGAGAAAAGGAACCACUUAAUGGUGUCUAAAGAAAAAUUAUUGUGGACACUAGUGGCAGUUCCAAAGCAAAAAAAACCCCAAAACCAUAAAUUGGGUGGACCCUUUUAGCCUCUCUGAUACAGGAAUCUUGAAACCCAAACUUUACGUGGAUUCGAAAGUCUGUUAGACAGAGAUGAAAAAUCCAAAUAUUAGGAAGCCCCUGUGUCACUAGUUGCUGGAGGAUGGAAGAGCGUUCUGGUACAAUAGCCUAACCCUGCUCAUCUCUCUUCCCAAGCUCCUUCUGUUGUCCUGUGUGAAACAGGAUUCUGAACUAGAUGCACCUUUGACUUAACCAGGUACAGCCAUUCUGAAAGUAUGGCCUUACUGAGCCAAAAGAUUUAUGGUACAUGUGAUGGGAAAAAAACACUACUUUUGAAAAAUGUGUCCUUUACCUAACUAAAAGGGACAUCUUUCUGUUUCUAUGAAACAAAGCUUGUAUUUAUCUGACUUUCUUCUAACAUUAUUAACUGGUGAAAUGAUCUGUUAGUUCAGAUGCAACAAAGAUGCUAUAUCUAUUUCUGCACUUGUUGGAUAAAAUUAACUUGGUCUAUUUAUCUUUAGAUAUAGACAAUCAAAGGUAAACAAACUGAAACUACUGGCGACUUGCAAGGAACACUCUUAAAGUAGGUAGCUGCUAUCUAUCUGGAAAGCAUUUCCAGAUUACACUACACCAAGAGUUAUACAGACAGGGUAGUCUGAUGGUUCCAAGUUGGUGUUAGAACAAAUACUUUGCAGUUUUUGAGUCAGCAGUAACUCACUUCAUGCAAGCACUGAGUAGGUAGCAGUAUUUACUGCAUUUUAAACAUUAUUUUUAAUUAAACGGUGAAUGAAUAGUUUAUGGGGUAUAGAUUCAAAUAGUCUUGGUGAUGGUUUUUGGAAGUACAUGUUGCUUUGACUAAUUUAAUAUUUUUAUAUUUAUUUUAUAAAUGGGAAUCUAAUUUUUAUACUGGUGAUAUCUGUAUUUAUGAUGGUAAUUUAUACUUUUCUAGUGAAAUAAAGGUGACUGGGAAAAUA
Molecule: messenger RNA, 1938 nt
Organism: Grus americana (Whooping crane)
Lineage: Eukaryota; Metazoa; Chordata; Aves; Gruiformes; Gruidae
Gene: F3
Product: coagulation factor III, tissue factor
Exons: 6
Coding region: 63-914 (283 amino acids)
Biological process (GO): blood coagulation
Cellular component (GO): membrane
Molecular function (GO): protein binding
Source: RefSeq, a predicted model, not a curated record